Molecule: messenger RNA, 4774 nt
Organism: Cucurbitaria berberidis CBS 394.84
Lineage: Eukaryota; Fungi; Ascomycota; Dothideomycetes; Pleosporales; Cucurbitariaceae
Product: ABC transporter-like protein
Exons: 11
Coding region: 40-4377 (1445 amino acids)
Biological process (GO): transmembrane transport
Cellular component (GO): membrane
Molecular function (GO): ATP hydrolysis activity; ATP binding; ABC-type transporter activity
Source: RefSeq, a predicted model, not a curated record
GCAGGCCUCUCACGCUCACACUCUAUCACGCACUCCGUCAUGAGCCGCGAUACCUGUCCGCGGCAUCUAGACAACUUGUUUGGCCCCCGCGUGGCCGUCUGUCGCCGCGCCUUUGACUUCACCAUCUUCUUUGAGGAAGCUUUCCUUUCCAUUGUGCCAAACGCCCUCUUUUUCGCCCUCGUAGCCUUACGCCUGAUACGCCUGCGACAUCGCCCGCCAUGUAGAAUAGGCACUCGACUUCGGUGCAUUAAACUGCUCCUUCUCGCCAUCUUUGCAUCGGUCCAUCUCUCACUGCUCGUUCUGGGCGCAGUUGCACCAGCACCUUCUCGAACACCGGCGUCGGCUGCUUCGUUGACCCUGGCAUUCAUUGCCGCUGUCGUGGCGAUUCCCAUGUCAUCUGCCGAGGACGAGCGUUCGUUGCGGCCAUCUUCUGUUUUGAGCACCUAUUUUUUCGUCACUCUGCUAUUUGAUGCCGCUCGGACUCGUACUGUCUGGCUUGACGACACAAGAUCUUCGUUUGCCGGGUUGUUUACUGUAAACGCUCUUCUGAGAGCGUUUCUUGUAGUCCUAGAGACCUGGCCCCGGUCGCGUGGAAACAACAAUGACCGAUGUCUCCCGCCUGAAGCAACUGCCAACAUUUUUAGCCAAGUCCUGUUUCUGUGGGUCAACCCGCUCCUCUGGACGGGCUACCGCAGCCUUCUCUGUGCUGACAAUAUUUUCCGCUUGGACCCCGCCAUUGCAGAGCCGCACGAGUCCAUUUCUAAAAGUGGGCGGGAAAAGCUUGUGGCCAGACAUUCCCUUCUCUUGGGAUUGAUUUGGCAGCUGCGAUGGCAAGUGCUCUCAGGUGUGGUCCCUCGCUUGUGCACUGUUGGCUUCAAGUUUGCGCAGCCGUUUCUUAUCCGACGUCUAGUCACAUGGGCGACUCAGCCAGAUGAUACGAGCAACACCAUAAAAAAUAGCGGUUAUGGGCUUGUCGGUGCGUUUAUACUAGUCUAUGUUGGCCUUGGUAUCUCAAAUGCCCGAUACCAGCAUCUCACGAAUCGCCUGAUCAUCACGGUCCGCUCGAUCCUUGUUCCAUUAAUUUUUCAGCGGACUCUACAACUUUCAACUUCGGCUACGGACGAACGUGCUUCUGUGACACUCAUGAGCACCGACAUCGAAAGGAUAUCAUCGGGAUUAGUUUAUGUGCACGAUGCAUGGGGUUGCGUGCUUGAAGUUGCCCUUGCCCUGGGCUUGCUUUGGAUAGAAUUAGGUUUUGCGGCUAUAGUACCAGUGAUUUUAGCGUCAGGAUGCACCCUCACAAUAACUUUCGUUGCGAAAGGUACCGGUAUCCGCCAAAAGACUUGGGUGGAAGCAAUUCAGCAGCGAGUGGCCAUUACGUCAGGCAUUCUUAAAGGCAUCAAGACCAUCAAAAUGACCGGACUUAGCGAGGAAGUCUCCGACUCCCUACGUGAACUGCGUCGUGGGGAGAUCCGCGCCUCGAAAAGGAUGCGACAGCUCCAGAUUUUCGUGCUUGGCGUUGGUUACCUCACCACUGCCAUGUCACCAGUCAUCUCGUUUGCCGUCUAUGUCCUUCGCAAGAGUGGAGGCGGCAUUAAACUCGAUGCUACAACUGCAUUCACAGUACUCUCGACCUACGCACUGCUAGGGUCCCCUCUCAAUACUUUGACUGAAGGCCUGUCAAGUAUUGUCACUGUUGUGACUUGCAUCGAGCGAAUUCGGGAAUUUCUCAAUCCAGAUGGUACGGUAUCAAUUCUUUCGAAUCUCGAAGAGCCUCGAGACCAAAUCCCGUCCCACAUGAAGAUAAUCACGCCACAACACCAUGCGAGCGUUGGUAGCGAGAAACUACCAGCUGUGCGUGCUGAAAAUUACUCUGCGAAAUGGGAAGUGCAUUCUAACACCAUCAUUGCGGCCCUCAGCUUCGUCAUACCACACGGCUCUUUGACAAUAGUGCUAGGCCCCGUAGGUUCCGGAAAGUCUACCCUCUUACGUGCGAUACUUGGGGAAAUGCCUUUUUCGUCCGGAUCUUUGUACGUGAAUGGUAACAGGACCGCUUAUUGCAGUCAAAGUCCUUGGAUCCGCAACGUAAGUGUGCAAGAAAAUAUUACCAACGUGUUGCCCAUGGAGAGAGACUGGUAUCAGUGUGUCUUGAAGGUUUGCUUGUUGGAGCAGGAUAUAGCAGCUCUUGUUAAUGGCGACGAAACCAUCCUUGGUAGCAGCGGCUCAGUGCUCAGUGGAGGGCAAAAGCAGCGCAUUGCCCUUGCACGAGCUCUUUACUCCAGACCACAACUUCUCUUGCUAGACGACGUGUUUUGCGGGUUAGACAAUACAACAGAAGAAGCCAUCUCUCAGAGCAUGUUUGCGACAGCGGCCUUUUGUCAGCAGAACGGAAUAACAACAAUUUGCGCAUCCUCAUCUCUUAACUUCUUACCCAUGGCGGAUCAUAUCAUUGUACUCGAUAGUAACGGGGAAAUCACAUGCCAAGGCUCUUUCAAUACUUUGAUGAACAAGCCCUCUGGCUACCUGCAUCUCCUUGAUGUCAAAUCUAGAGAUCGGAAAGACGCCCAGAAAUCAUUUCUAUCCGAGGACGCUUCACCACCAGGACAACCAACCGACAACACUGAAGCUCUCAGGGAUAAGCCCCGGGGGGAUUUAGAGACAUAUAUGUUCUACUUCCGGGCCUUUGGGACUUUUUAUACUCUUCUCUAUUUUGGCAUGAUAGCCGUUGUUGUGUUCUUGCUGAACUUCCCAAGCGUCUGGGUGAAGCUAUGGACGACACAAGAACAAAAAUCGCCCGGCUCGAAAACAAAUUUGUACCUCGGCGUGUAUUUCGCUAUAGGAGGGCUCACCGUAGUUGGGCCGGUUCUACUUUGCAGUCAUCUGCUUCUCUUCAUGGUACCUCGCGCUUCUUUCAACAUUCAUCAGCGUCUUUCUGAUGUUACCCUUGGUUCGCCAUUAUCUAUAUUCAGUAGGACGGAUAUUGGCGUGACUAUCAAUAGAUUUAGUCAAGACUUGGGGCUGAUCGAUUCGGAGCUGCCGAUAGCGUUACUUAAUACCUGCAUCCCACUGGGUUCUUGCGUAGUCCAAAUGGUCGUAAUAUCCGUCUCUGCGCGGUACAUUGCUGCCACUAUGCCCUUCUGUAUUGUUGUGUUCUACUUUGUGCAAAGGUUCUACCUUAACACUGCUCGACAGCUUCGUUUGCUUGAUAUUGAGGCCAAAGCGCCGCUUUUCUCCCACUUCCUAGAAACCAUCGACGGCUUGGUAACAAUCCGGGCAUCCAAGUGGACUGCGGAAUUCGCGCUUCAGAACAAGCUCCUGCUAGACAAAUCACAAAAGCCCAUGUAUGCACUCUACUGUGUUCAGAAGUGGCUUAAUCUCGUGCUUGACUUUACGUCAGGUGGCAUAGCCAUUGUAUUGGCCGGGGUCGUCGUCGCCAUGAAAGGCUCCAUUGAUCCAGGCUUCGUUGGACUCGCCUUCGUCAACAUCAUCAGUUUCAAUAGCAACUUAAAAUUGCUGGUCACGUACUGGACGCAAUUAGAGACGUCCAUCGGAGCCAUCUAUCGCAUCAAAAAGUAUGCAGAUGACACACCUGCCGAAGACUUGCCCCAUGAAAUCGAGCAGGUGCCUCCGCAAUGGCCGGAUCGAGGAGUUGUGGAGUUACAUUACAUAUCCGCGUCGUAUGGGCCCUCACAUGGCCUUGCUCUCGAGAAAGUGAAUUUGCGCGUGGAAGCCGGUUCCAAGCUGGGCAUUUGCGGGCGUAGCGGCAGCGGGAAGUCUACUCUCUUGUCCAUACUUGUGCGCCUCCUCGACUCAAGUGAAGGCUACGUCACAAUUGAUGCGGUUCCCAUCGCCACACUCCCUCGCCAACUAGUUCGUUCGCGACUGAACAUCAUUGCCCAAGAACCCUUCUUUCUCAUUGGUAGCAUCCGCCUGAACCUCGACCCGUUUGGAGUCUCUACCGACGAGCAGAUAUCCGCCUGUCUGGGCAAGGUUUCUUUGUACGCGACAGUCUUGGCGAAAGGCGGGCUGGAUGCACCCUUGACGGACGGAACCUUUUCGCAUGGACAGCGGCAGUUAGUGUCUCUGGCUCGCGCAAUAUUGAAAAAGGAGUCACAGAACGCUAAAAUUUUGGUGUUGGAUGAAGCGACGAGUAGCCUUGAUCAGAUCACCGAGAGGACGGUGCAGAGAGUGCUGAGGGAGGAGUUUGAGGGAUGCACCAUCAUCGCGGUCGCCCAUCAUCUCGAGACAAUUAUGGAUUUUGAUCUUAUUGCUGUGCUGGAUGGAGCAAAAGUCGUUGAGUAUGGUGUGCCGAGUGAGUUGCUGAAACAGGAGGACUCGGCGUUUACGAAGCUGUACAAGGGCGGUUCGGAUGGCUGAUACGAUACUGCGAUACACAACUGCUAUAGUGUGAGGAUUUGCUUGAAUUAUCAUACCUGUAACGGUAUCAAAGUCUGGAGGAGAAACUGCAUUGACUGUACGGAAAUGAGAGUCGAUGAGCUCAUCAGGCAACAGGGAGAAUACUGAGGAAUGAUGAGAACGUUGGGCGUGAAGAGCUGCUCGCACGGUCACGCAGCUGAUAUAAUAUCAGCACUUAUAGAUGGAACCAGUGUCGCAAUGCAAUGAAGGCUGAAGGACUUGCUUGGGUAUCCGAUGAUAGCAAACAUUAUACAACUUUCACGCCAUACUCCCACUUCUCUCCCUCCCCUCUGCGAUCCCAAUCUCCUCAAUUAAAACACUCAUGAGCUUGAACAUUUCGCCCGCCAUCUUCCUUCCC